AUGCCCGUCGCCGUUCUGUCGAGAUCAUCGGGCGGCCGAGCUUCGCGUGAAGCUGUAGAGAAGCCGCGCCAAGAGAUCACACAUCCAGCGCUUCUAGUCCUGCACACCUCGAUCCCACCUCACUUUCAGCAAGCCCAGCAAAGUCUCGCAAAUCACCGAAAAAACAUCGUCUCUCUCCACCGCAUCCACCAGAAAGUCGCAAGCAUCAUCGAGCCUGCUUCGGAUGGCCGCGUACGACCCAUCGGCGAGAAAGUCUUCAAUCAGGUCUUCUUUGGUUGUCUUGACCGCGUCCUUCCCAUCAAGAAGGGUGUACCUAACGCAGACCGUGUUUGCAAGUUUGUCGCAGGCUAUGUCAUCUAUGCCCAGGAGCAAUUCCGUCUUCAAGCUCGCGCUGACAAGGCUGAGGCACGCAAAGCAGCCGGCGAAGCAGAGGAGGAUGAUGAUGAAGACGAAGAUGAAGAGGACACCACCGCAACUCGCUUCACCAUGCUGCUGCUCAAGCAUUUGCUCAAGGGCUUCGGUUCCAAGAACAAGAACGUCAGACUGCGAUGUUGUGGCUGUAUCGCCCUUCUCAUCAACGGUCUCGAGGCUGUCGAUGAAGACUUUUUCCAGAAAUUGAAGAAGUUCCUUCUCGACCGUGCCAAGGACAAAGAAUCAGCCGUCCGUGUCCAAGCAGUCAUCGCACUCACCAAGCUCCAGUCCACCGAAGAUGACGACGACGAGGACUCCGAGCAGAUCCGGCAAUCCCUUAUCGAGACGCUCCGUUUCGAUCCUAGCGCAGAGGUGCGUCGAGCUGCACUUUUCAACCUGACUCCCAACGAUGAAAACUCUUCUCUACUGCUCGAACGUCUCCGAGACAUUGACCCGAUCAAUCGCCGUUGCGUCUACCUCGGCAGUCUAGCAAUGAUGUUGAAGGCACAAAGCAACGCUCUGCAAGGCGCUGAUUCUGCUCAGGCAGGCCCUUCCCGUCUUGGUCUCGAUAUCGAUGCAGCAGGCGAGGUCAUCCGCAUCGGAAUGGGCGAGCGUGAGCCCAGCGUCAAGCGUGCCGCACAGAAGCUCGUCACUUCGUGGUUCGAUGCCUGCGGAUCUGACCUUGUCGUCUUCCUCAACCAGUUCGACGUCGUAGCGUCCAAGCACAUUGAAGCGGCGCUCCUCACUAUCUUCGAGAGUCGCCCAGCCAUUGUCGCUCAAGUCUCCUUUGACGCCGAUGAGUUCUGGGCCAACUUGUCGCCCUCCACCGCUUUCCUUGCCCGCGUCUUUGUCGACUACUUCAAGCGCACCAAGAACGACCGUCGCCUCGAAGAGUGUCUGCCCAUGGUCACUGCCCUUGCCUUCCGCAUCGAGAAGGAAUACGUAGAGCUGGUCGAGCUCAUCGAGCAAUACAACGCCAAGGCCAACAGCGCCUUGGCACCGGAGGACGAGCUCGAGAUUGCGCUCUUCGUCAUCCGUAACAAGACCUUUGUCGUCUCUCAGUUGCUUGGUAUCGCGCUUGCGUCCGACUACGGCGAUGAGAUCGGUCGACGAAAGAUGUUUGGACUUGUGCGAGACAUGAUCUCGGAUGUCCAGCUCCCCGAGGACUUGGUCCCUACUUGUCUCGAUGUGCUUCUCAAACUCUCCAGCGGCCAGAAGGACUUUAUGCGCGUUAUUGUUGAGACUGUCCAAGUAUUGGGUGCCGAGGACGAAGAUGAGAUGCCUGGCUUCGACGAUGGGGAGGCCGACGAUACUAUGAGCGUCGAAGGCACUCCCUUGGCUCGUAAGGCUCCCCGCAAAUCCAUCAAGAACAAAGACUCUGCCCCGCCAGCACCCAACGCGCUUGCACUCGAACACCGACGCCUCACCAUCGUCCGAGCCAUGCUUGAGCGAGUCGUCGGUGCCCUUCAGGAGAACACGGCCUUCCACGGUUUAAUUCCUCAACUCAUCGCCCCUGCUGUCCGAUCAAAGGAUGGAACCGUUCGCGAGCUGGGUCUCACGUGUCUUACUCUCUGCUGUCUGCUCGAUCGUAAGCUGGCGCUUGACUCGUUCCCUCUGUUCAUCGAUCAAGUUCAACGAGCCGAAGGCACCAUCAAGCUGCGUGCUGUCCAGGCUGUCUUUGAUCUGCUGAUCAACCACACCAUUCCCUACCUUUGCUCGCGCAACCCAGCGGGCGAAGAGAUGGCCAAACGUCAAAUCAUCUCUUACUUGCUUAGCUUGCUCGAGGACGACGAGCCUGCCGUCCAGAGCGCAGCAUGUGAAGGAAUGGCCAAGUUGAUGUUGACCGGAAUGGUUGAGGACGACGAGGCGCUCAAGAGUCUAGUGCUCAUCUACAUGUCUCCAGAGACGAUGGAGAACCAAGAGCUGCGACAGUGUCUCUCGUACUUCCUUCCGGUCUAUUGCGGCUCGUCUAGCUGGAACCAGCGUCGUCUGCAGCGCGUCUUCAUCUCGGUGCUUCAAGUGCUUACUGAGGUAUACGAGGAGAAGGACGAGGACCAGGAGAUGGUGACGCCCACUCAAGUCGGUCUUCAACUUCUUGAUUGGACUGAUCCGGACAAGAUUAUGAUGGGACCUGGUCGGACGCGCGACGAGACGGUUCAUGUCGACGUGGCCAUCGAGUUGAUCAAGGCGAUGUACACUAUCGAUGAGAAGGAUCGGCGCAAGGUUAUGUGCCAACUGCUUGGCAAGGUCUUGCUCCCCGAGGAACUCGAAGAUGCCAAGGUCCAAGAGGUUCUUAUCUUGCUCACAGGUCUCAAGGAGCUCAACCCGGUCGAGGAUACGGUUUCGAAGAACGCAAUCGGUCGCUUCGAGAGUUCGUUCGUCAAGGCAUACGCUGCUCAGGUCGAGGCAGGUUUGGACGGUCUUGACCUGGACUCGACAAAGGCAUUCGACGGCAUGAAGGCUUUCUUUGACGCUAUCCGCAUCGACCCGCAAGAUGUCAUUUCGGCGUAUGCCAAGUCUUCGGCCAAGACGAGCAAGUCUAGCCGCAAGUCGACACCUAAGGGUUCUUGUCCAGCUCGCUCGUCAGCUGCAGCUGGCAGUAAGAAGAGUCGCAAGCGUCAUGACGACAGCGAGGAGGAAAAGGAAGAUGAUGAGGAGCAGGACGAUGGCGAGGACGAGGAUGAUGACGAGUAG
Molecule: messenger RNA, 3105 nt
Organism: Ustilago hordei
Lineage: Eukaryota; Fungi; Basidiomycota; Ustilaginomycetes; Ustilaginales; Ustilaginaceae
Exons: 1
Coding region: 1-3105 (1034 amino acids)
Biological process (GO): mitotic chromosome condensation
Cellular component (GO): condensed chromosome; condensin complex
Source: RefSeq, a predicted model, not a curated record